AUGGGUCGCGUCCGCACCAAGACCGUGAAGAAGUCCGCCAAGGUCAUCAUUGAGCGUUACUACCCCAAGCUCUCGCUCGACUUCGAGACCAACAAGAGGAUUUGCGACGAGGUUGCCAUCAUUGCCUCCAAGCGUCUGCGCAACAAGAUUGCCGGAUAUGCCACGCACUUGAUGAAGCGUAUCCAGCGAGGACCCGUCCGCGGUAUUUCCUUCAAGCUCCAGGAAGAGGAGCGUGAGCGCAAGGAUCAAUACGUCCCCGAGAUCUCUGCCCUCGACUUCACCCAGAACAGCGAGUCCGGCUCCCUGGACGUCGACCAGGAGACCAAGGACCUCCUCAAGAGCCUCGGCUUCGACUCCAUUCCCGUCAACGUCGUCCCCGUCGCCGCACAGCAGGUCGCCGAGCGACCCCGCCGCUUCGGAGACCGCAACCCCCGCUCUUAG
Paraphaeosphaeria sporulosa is the source of this 441-nucleotide messenger RNA. Its product is annotated as ribosomal protein S17e. Gene Ontology annotation, cellular component: ribosome. The transcript has 3 exons. Gene Ontology annotation, biological process: translation. The record is from RefSeq and is a predicted model, not a curated record. NCBI's taxonomy places the organism in Eukaryota, Fungi, Ascomycota, Dothideomycetes, Pleosporales, Didymosphaeriaceae. Gene Ontology annotation, molecular function: structural constituent of ribosome. Bases 1 to 441 code for a protein of 146 amino acids.